GAUAGGCUUGGUUUGGGGGUGCAGGGGUUUGGUUUGGGCAUCCAGGGAAGCUUAGUUUGGAAUCCAGGGGGCUGCCAGGGCACAGAUCAGGAGUAACAGGGUCCCUGAAUCUCAGUGCCCACCAUAGCAGAGCCCAGGGUAACCCAUCCCUGUCCUAAAUCCGUCCCUACCCUAAACCCUCGUUCCCUGGCAGGGAGGCCGACAUGCCAAUUGACGUGGAGACAGUGACGCCCACCCCGGUGCCCCUGUACGACAACCAGAAGGCCCGGAGCGUGAUGAACGAGUGCGAGAGGCACGUCAUGUUCGCACGCACUGACGCUGAUGCACCUCCACCCCCUGAUGACUGGGAAGAGCACGUCAACAGGACAGGGUGGACCAUGGCCCAGAAUAAGCUGUUUAACAAGAUCCACAAAGCGCUGCAGUCAGACAGGUUGGCUCGCCUGGCCAAUGAGGGGGCUUGCAAUGAGCCUGUCCUGAGGAGGAUAGCGGUGGAUAAAUGUGCCCGGAGGGUGCGCCAGGCCCUGGCCAGUGUGAACUGGGACACCAAACUUAUCCAGUGGCUCCACACGACACUGGUGGAGACCCUCAGCCUGCCCGUGCUGGCCGCAUACCUGGAUGCUCUGCAGACCCUGAAAGGAAAGAUCCCCACGCUGAUUGACAGGAUGCUGCUCUCUUCCACGGCCAAGACAGGAGCAGCUGGGGCUGAGGCUCUGUCCCUGCUGCUCAAGAGGCCUUGGGACCCAGCAGUGGGUGUCCUGUCCCAUAAUAAACCAAGCAAGUUGCCUGGUUCCCCUCUCAUCCUCAUCGCUUCCUCUGGCCCUGCCAACUCCAUGUUCCCCGCUUCCCGACGGCACCGCUUCUGGCAGUCACAGCUCUCCUGCCUGGGAAAGGUGAUUCCCAUUGCCACCUCCCUGCUGAACAAUGGCAGUGGGGUAGGAGUGCUGCAGUGUCUGGAGCACAUGAUUGGGGCUGUGAGGGGCAAAGUGGCAGAGAUUCACAACCACUUCUCUCACAAGCAGAUCAUCCUGAUCGGGUGGAACACGGGUGCCUUGGUGGCCUGUCACGUUUCAGUGAUGGAAUAUGUCACUGCCGUUGUGUGCCUUGGAUUCCCACUGCUCACCGUGGAUGGCCCCAGAGGGGAUGUUGACGACCCCCUCCUGGAGAUGAAGACCCCUGUCCUCUUCGUCAUUGGGCAGAAUUCCCUGCAGUGCAACAUUGAAGCCAUGGAGGAUUUCCGGGAGAAAAUCCGGGCAGACAACAGCAUGGUGGUGGUGGGGGGAGCAGAUGACAACCUCAGGAUAAGCAAAGCCAAAAAGAAGUCAGAAGGCCUGACCCAGAGCAUGGUGGACAGGUGCAUCCAGGAUGAGAUAGCUGACUUCCUGACUGGAGUGCUGACCCGAGCCGAGAGCCACUCGGGCUCUGACCCCCGGGACCUGGAUGCUGAGAAGAAGAAAAAGCCCCGUGACUCCACCAGGAGGGAUCUAUCCUUUGACUUGCCAGAAAGGAACAGCAGACCUACCUCCCCUGCAGCCAAAGUACCAGCCUCGCCCUCAGGAUCAGAGCAGGACUUAUCCAGCGUCUCCAGCAGCCCCACUUCCAGCCCCAAGACCAAAGUGGCCACCGUGUCCCUCCAGAAGCCCCCCCCGGUGGGCACCACACAGCUCCUCAAGAGGCAGGUGCCGAGGGCAGACACAGUCCUGACACACAAGCAGGCACAAGUUCCGGUGCCAGAGCCCUCGGAAGGGGCUGAGAAAGAUGAUGUGCGUUUGCAGCUGAAGAGGCACCAACCCCCCAGCCCGACCCAGUGCUCCAAAUCCUCCAAACGAGCCAAAAUCAAGGUGACCAUUGUCUCCCACGGGGAUGCUGCUGCCAUGGGCACCGGAGCUGCCCUCACCACCCAGGCAGAAAUUGUUUCCGGAAAGCCGGUGCCCAUGGCCGUGUCUGGAGCAAAGGAGCUUUCGGGGCUGCUCUCCACCCCCAGGCUGAGUUCAGCAGCAGAGGCGUCACUAAGCCCCGCUCCAGCUGGAAUUCCCAGUAGCACAGCUCCCAGUGCAUUCCAUGCCCUGCAGAGCAGGCUGGUGGCCAGCAGCACCCACGGCCUGCAGGCCCAGCCAGCCAGUGCCCUCCAAGGAGCAGCAUCUGCCAGCAGCCUGCUCCAAGGGCUGAGCUUCAGCCUGCAGGACAUUGGGACCAAGGCAUCCACCCUCCCUGCCAGCAUGGCUGCUGCUGGGCCACCUGUGCAGAGCUCAGCUGUGAAGGCUCCCACAGCCCUGCAGAGCCUCAGUGCCAUCACCACAGACACGGGCACCAUCGUCCGCACCAUCCCUGUGCCCACCUCCCUGGCCCUGGGGGCCUCAGCCAGUGGGAAGCCCUCGGCCAUCCACCAGCUGCUGACCAAUGGGGGGCUGGCCAAGCUGGCCAGCAGCCUGCCAGGGCUGGCCCAGAUCUCCAACCAGGCAGCAGGCCUGAAGGCGCCCACGACCAUCACUGUGACCCUGCGAGGGCAGCCCGGCCGUGUGAGCACCCUGAGCCAGGCGGCCAUGGGGAUGAUCCAGCCCCAGCUGGAGGAGCAGCCCAUGCAGACACAGGGCCCUCAGUGACCGCCACCAGCCCCAUGAAGACCCUCUACGUCAUGUCAGCCGCCAGGCUCUCAGCUCUCACCAAGCCUGGGAUGAGUGAGGCUCCUGCCGUGCCCCUCACACU
This is a messenger RNA of Manacus vitellinus (golden-collared manakin), 2703 nucleotides long. It is a transcript of the gene KANSL3, whose product is annotated as KAT8 regulatory NSL complex subunit 3. The transcript is spliced from 19 exons. Bases 204 to 2600 code for a protein of 798 amino acids. The record is from RefSeq and is a predicted model, not a curated record. Gene Ontology annotation, cellular component: NSL complex. Gene Ontology annotation, biological process: positive regulation of transcription by RNA polymerase II. Lineage: Eukaryota; Metazoa; Chordata; Aves; Passeriformes; Pipridae.